Messenger RNA from Perca flavescens (yellow perch), 2357 nucleotides. It is a transcript of the gene nagpa, whose product is annotated as N-acetylglucosamine-1-phosphodiester alpha-N-acetylglucosaminidase. NCBI's taxonomy places the organism in Eukaryota, Metazoa, Chordata, Actinopteri, Perciformes, Percidae. The record is from RefSeq and is a predicted model, not a curated record. Bases 108 to 1880 code for a protein of 590 amino acids. The transcript is spliced from 12 exons. Gene Ontology annotation, biological process: secretion of lysosomal enzymes.
GUUUACUUUGAUGUUGAGCGCUAGCUCGAUAAUAUAGGAACUAGCAGGAGGAGAAGAGAGGAGAGUUUGGAAGGCUAGUUUUCCUCUAUGGUUUUCCUCCUCCUCAUAUGGCAGCAGUGUCGGUCAAAUGCCCGUUUGUGUGGCUGCUGCUGUGGCUCUGCGUCCGGCUGUCCGAGACUAAAAACACUCGAGUCUCUGUGGGCGAUGACAUCCUGCAGCCGUACGCCCACGGCCACGGCCCCUCCCAUUCUCACCGCCACGUCAGAGACUGUCAGCCCGUCGUCGAUGGCAACAGCACCUACGAGAGCCACCCCCCCAGCCAUCACACCGGGCAGCCGGUGGCCGAGUCCAUGGUGUUUGUGUCAGACAAAAUGGUUUACGGUCACAUAACGGCGGUCCAGGACCCUCUGAGGACGGUGUCGGUGUUGGAGCCGGGCGGGCCGGGCGGCUGUGGGAUGAAACAGAGGGCCUCGGUGGAGGACACGGCCGAGGCUGCCGGGUGUCUGUACGCCCAGAACGCCGGCUUCUUCAGCACGUCAACGGGCCGUUGUCUGGGCAACGUGGUGAGCGACGGCAGGCUGGUGCAGGACAGCGGCGGGGUGCAGAACGCCCAGUUCGGCAUCAGGAAGGACGGCACCCUGGUGUUCGGGUAUCUGUCCCAGGAGGACGUGUUGGACCAGUCCAACCCGUUCGUCCAGCUGGUCAGCGGCGUGGUGUGGCUGUUGAGGAAAGGCGAGGUCUACAUCAACCAAAGCCUGAAGGCCGAGUGCGACGAGACGCAGGAGACUGGGACAUUCCGCACUUUUGUGGAUGUGACGUCGGCCAGGACAGCGGUGGGCCACGACGCUGAGGGCAAACUGAUCCUGUUUCACAUCGAUGGGAAGACUGGAGAGAGGGGUAUGAGUCUGUGGGAGGUGGCUGAGUAUCUGAAGAGCUACGGAGUCAUCAAUGCCAUCAAUCUGGACGGAGGCGGGUCUUCCACCUAUGUGACUGGCGGCUCAUUGGCCAGCUACCCCUCUGAUCUCUGCGUUCCAGACGGCAGGUGGCGCUGCGCUCGGCCCGUCUCCACCGUCUUGUGUGUUCACCGGCGGCGCUGCCAGCCGGCAAACUGCAACGGCCACGGGGACUGUGUGGACGGACGCUGUCGCUGUCAUCGGGGCUGGGAGGGCGAAGAGUGUGACUCUCUGGUGUGUCAGCCGCCAGCCUGCGGCACUCACGGUGUCUGCACUGCCGACGGUUGUGUCUGUGAUGCUGGAUGGAGAGGAAAGAACUGCAGCCAAGAGUGCCUCCCGGGUUUCUAUGGUGACGGCUGCAAUCAAACAUGCGCCUGUUAUAACGGCGGUUCCUGCGACCCCGUCAACGGACGCUGCACCUGCCCCUCUGGUUUCCACGGCGACACCUGUGAACAAGCGUGUCCUCUGGGUUCCUUCGGGCCGUCCUGCGCUCAGGAGUGUCGCUGUGACGACCAGUGUCCAUGUGACCCGCAGACAGGAAGCUGCAACGCCACGCUGCCAGGAGAGACCAACUACACCUUACACAGAGCUGGACACUGUCUUGCCAAACAGAUGUUUACAUCGUGGAGACGAGAUGAAGAAGCUCACCGAGAGCAGAAUCUUCUGACCGAGUUCUCCUGGCUGCUGAUCACCUCCACGCUGGCCUCUCUGCUGUCAGCCAGCCUGCUGCUCCACUUCGUACGGGCGUGUCGCGGCGCGGCCGCCGCUCACUUCCCCGAGCGCCGAGACUACUCCUACGUCCCGCUGGCCGACAUCAACGGAGCCGGUUCGCGUGCCCAAGCCCGGUCCGGAAAAUCCGGGUUCGGAGCGGACGACUCGGACUCUCAGGAUGAAAUCUGGUCUCCGUCACAAUCGGGGAGGUCGUGAGAGCAGAGAACACUCUCCGCUAGCGCACAAAGACGAAGCAUUCCUCUUGCUUACUUCAAUCUUCUAAUCUUGUCAAGCUUCAGCCGGACAUUCCUGCUGAAUGAAAAAGGAAGCUAUAGGACCGAGCACAAACCGUUUUGUUACAUCCUUUUUCACUCUGCUGGCAGCUGGUGAGAUCUUUGCUCACGUUUGUGUUUACAGCCGACGACUUCUCAUCUGACGAUGAAAGGAAAUCAUGAAAAAAAAAAAAAAAAGAAGUCAAAGCUUUAUUUUGUCAGGAAUCUGCAUGUCUCAAUCCCAGCUCCAGGUAGGAGAAGCUUUCCAACUUGCUGCCAUGAAAACUGAUCAUGAACUUUGAACUCCAACCAGGGGCCUGUAUCACGCUGUUACCCAGCUAUCUUUGAGCUUAAAGGACAAAUCCAGCACAAAAUGAACCUAGGGGGUUAAUAACACACGUGUACCGAGUCGACCGUUCUC